Paramecium sonneborni is the source of this 431-nucleotide messenger RNA. The record is from the annotation of a GenBank genome assembly. Lineage: Eukaryota; Ciliophora; Oligohymenophorea; Peniculida; Parameciidae.
AUGAUUUCAAAUUUAAACAUUAAAGUAAGUAAUGAUUUUACAGACUUUUAUGAAUAAUAAUUGUAAUCUUAAGUUCAAGCUUGCUGUCUAAAUGAUUCAGCAUUAAAAUUAAUGAAAUCAAAAUAAUUAACUCCAAAAAGAAUAGUGUCUACUAUAAAGUUGAGAAAGGCACUUUACUUUUAUAAGAAAGACAAAGAAGUACUAGACCUUAAGAUAAAGUUAAAUGAGAUGUGUGAAUCUACUUUUUUAACUAAUGCAGAACUUCAUCAUAUUGUACGUUCAGUUUCUCGAGGGAACUCACCAUCAUAAUAGAGAUUUAGAAUUCGCACAGAAACAACAACAAUUAGUACAGGACCUAAGACUCCUUAGAAUAGAUUUAAAAAGUUUGAUUUCACAACAACAGCACAUCUCUAUUUCGCUUGAUUAUUAUU